AUGAGCAGCCUGCGUGGUGCCGUCGCCGAUGCUGACGAUGCUUCAAAAUUCUUUGAGACGCGGGUUCCAAUCAAACGUAUCCGUAACCUUAGAGAUCAACAGGCAACUCGGAAGAACAUCUUGAAGGAACUGGAAUCUCUUGCGACAAACGACGCCAUUAAGAAGAACGACCCUAUCAUUAUCUUCUUUGCUGGGCAUGGGGCUCUGGCAAAGCUUCCUGAGGGAUGGAACACCGGGGGGCGCGAGCACGGACGAGUGCAGUUGCUUUGUCCCUAUGGUUUUCUUCCGGAGGCAAAUAUUGACAUGCGAAAACAAGGUAUCCCCAGCCUUACCUUGGCCAACGUGCUCAAUGAUAUAUCUCGGGCUAAAGGCAAUAAUAUUACGGUUAUCCUAGACUGUUGUUACGCUGGCGGGGGAGCUCGGCACGAAGAUGACGAUACGUACAUCAUGAAACGCAGUGUGGAUCUCGACAAUGACUAUAUCAUCCUGCCCACCAUCCUGCCCACCAUCCUGCAACAUCAGGCUACGCCGUCUACAACCACUUCCAGUCCAGAAUUGGACGAACAGGUUGCUCGUGCGCACCAUCAAAAGUUCGACCCGAGGACAUCGGGAUUUUGGUCUAGCAUCGUCCUGGCCGCAUGCAAAGACACAGAGGUCAGCUUAGAAGAGAAUGGACGUGGACGUUUCUCCAAAGCUCUCUUCGAGGCGCUCCGCGCUGCUGGGAAUGCUGGUGAGCUGGAUGGGUUAACAUACGAGAGCCUUAUUGAUCGUCUAUCUAUACUUGAUCGCCAGAAUCCUCAAUGCAUAGGCGGUGACAAAGCCAGGCUCUUGUUCAGUUUCAAGACAUUCGAUUCUCUUGUAUAUUUCGAGGUCACGAAGUCAGAGCACGACGGGAUAUUCCACCUGAAUGCUGGCGAGGCUUCCGGAAUCAAUACCGCGGCCCGCUUCAAUGUCUACGGCAGCAAAAGUAUCGAAACACAACUUCUUGCCACCCUCACCGUCAUAAAAACCACCCACGACUCCGCUGACUUGAAGCCCACAGACGGCUAUUCGGAUUUCCACCUCCCUCCGUCUGGAGUGGCCUAUGCUCGGCAAAUUCACGGACAAGGUUCGGCGGAGAGCUUGAAGCUAGUUAUUCCUCCAGGGAAGCCUCUCCUGACCAGAGUCAGCGCUCUAGUCAACGAUGCGCAUUCGAAUGGGAGGCUCAGGGUCCUUCCUGACAUGAGGUUGGUGAUGGAUGGAGACGAUACGGUUGCCUUCGAGGUCAAGAACGGCAUCUGGAGGGACCAGAAUCUGAAAACCCUGUACUACAAGAUUCAGCGAUACACAUCCGACAUCCACCCCAGAAAAACUUCUGCACGGCUACAAUACCGAGUCCGCUGCCGCAAAACCUCUGAAACCUCCAAAUAUGAUGACGACACGUUCGACGACGUAUUUGACGACGAAGACUCUGCCAACAUCCGCUUCGCCGACAGAGUAUUUAGUGUCAUAUCGAGCGCGGCAAACUUUUACUUCCACCUCUCUCGCGAACCGACCAAAGCCAAUCCCGAUGAGCCCAUUGCAGAUGUUCGUCUCGAAUGUUUCGAGCUUGAUGAGGUUCGCAAUGGGCCCAGCCUCAAGAGAUUCACCCGAGAGAAGGACCCGAAGACUAAUCUCAUCGAUAAUGGUGCAUUGAACGUAUCCGUGUCAGUAAAGAAGGUUCUCGGUUUCAAGAUCAUCAACGGGACCGACGUUCCCCUUUACGCCGCUUUGUUUUACUUUGACAUGAGCGAUCUGAGCAUCAUGUCUUAUUACGAACCGAGCUUAGCGAAAGGUAGCAAUGCACAACAAUGCAUCCCCGCUGGAGGCGAGCUCACUGUCGGCUAUGGAUCAGGAACCGGGCGUCCUCGCAGAUACGCUCUUAGAGAUGGUCAGACAAUCGAUGUCGCAUACCUGAAGCUGUUUUAUUCGACGAGAUGGGUAGAUUAUUCAAGAAUCAAACAGUCGUCUCCAUUUAGUCAGGAGGCUCGUUUUGGAGACCAGAUCAAAUCGAACGAUAUGGUUGCUCCAGUAUGGAACACCAUCUCUGUUCGUUUCACCCAGACCACCUGA
Molecule: messenger RNA, 2091 nt
Organism: Stereum hirsutum FP-91666 SS1
Lineage: Eukaryota; Fungi; Basidiomycota; Agaricomycetes; Russulales; Stereaceae
Exons: 4
Coding region: 1-2091 (696 amino acids)
Biological process (GO): proteolysis
Molecular function (GO): cysteine-type endopeptidase activity
Source: RefSeq, a predicted model, not a curated record